AUGGCAAUCAAAGGCCUUUCAGAGGAACAAAAAGCUGCUUUGGCGGAAAUAGUCUCUUCGGAAACUUUAUUCGAUAUUGAAGAAUACAUCAGACCCCAAUUUCCGCCCAAAAGAGCAAGCAAUGAAUUGAAAAAAGGACAAAGCGAUUUACCAAGCAUAAACUUAUACUCUAGAAGGCGUAUCGUUCAAGAUGGACACGGAAGAUGGAGGGAGGUGAAACCUCAACUUUACUCUAGCAAUUUACAGCCGCUUUCUUCACCGGCAACUGCAAACGUGAAUAAGAAAACGACGAGGAGAGAAGAGGAGAGAAGAACUGUUGACAGCAGACUUUCUCGCCACAAGCACUCAGUCGAUGAUAGUUCACUAAAACGUUCUGGAAACUAUAACAAUCUGUCAAUGGCGUUGAGAUCUAACGUUUUCCCGGGCCUAGGCAACAAUCAGUGGCAUAGUACAACGGCUAAAGUUUUCACGGAGCAGCUGGUUACACCAUCAUCACAGAGGGAUAAGUUCUUUGGAAUUCAGACUGAUGAAUUUGGACAGUGGUCUGCAGCUAAUGUACAUCAUGAAAGAAUGAAGAAAAAGUGGGAUGCCUACCUUGAUACCUUACCUAAACAGGCAGGUAACUGUUAAUUGCCUUCUAAUUUUCUCUGAUCAAAAAGCAGAAAAAGUAAAUUGAUAACUCUAUAUACUGAGCCUGGGUUUAAGUUGCCAAACAGCUCUUUUGACUGAUGACACAAAGAAAAGUAGCUCUCUAGAGAGAGCACAUGUUUACAGUUUUUGUUAUUUCUGUUGUGCACCUGCGAUUUUGUCGGCAUUAUGCCAACACAGAAAGAAAAGUCUUAUGGAGAUUGCUAUGUCUACUUUUGUCAAAGACAACAAAGUGUGAUUUCUUGCAUAGAAGAAAAACAUUUUUGAUGCGAAAGGUCACGCUUAUUUAUCUGACGCAUUAAGCUGCGCUUCACCUUCAUAUGUAGGGUGCUGGUGACUAGCGUGGAAAAGAAAAUGAAGUGUGACUUCUUGCAUCAAGAAAAAUAAUCCUUUUAAGGCAACAGAUCACACUUAUUAUCAAGCUUGCUGAUGCUCACAAUUACCCCUUUUUUGCAAAAAAAGAUCUUUUGACUGGAAAAAAAUUAAAUUCAUUUGAUAAAUUGACAAGCAGCAACUAGAGCAUAAUAGACUCUCCUAUGUUUGCAAACUAUUUUGUAUCUGGCCUUCAGAAUUAUCGCUUUUCUUACUUGCCGACAUUAUGGACACAACCUGUCUGCAUAGUGUCACAGUUUCUAUGGAAACUGUAAACACAACAACUGCCUAGAAGACUUUGUUCACGGUUGCACUACAGCCACAACAUGGUGAUGUGUUCAGACACUGGUUACCUGGUAUUGUAUUUUGUACAGCUUUGCUCCACUUCACUCUAGCAGAUGACACUGGAUUUUUCUAGUCUUCAAUUAAAAAAAUUAUUUUUAUCACACAAGUUUUUAAUAUGUUUAUUAGCCGAAAAGAAAUUUUAUCCCGCAAUAAUCAAUUGAACGUUUUCCAUAAUUCAUUACUGCAAUGCUCUUAUUAAAAGAUUUUGAUUAAAGAUAGAUUGUAAUCGAUGAUCGGCACAUACACCACUAGGGUCUAGUUAGUGCCAAUUUGGGACCCACAUCACACUUGUACAAACUAGUGAAUAACAUUAGACCUGUAUUGUGUUGUAUUACACAAUUAUGGGCCAAUACUUAAUUUUUUCACUGAUUGAAUGGGGCUGCCAUAAUUUUUUCAUUUUAAUCCUUUUAGUAACAUUUCUUUCUACUCUAUUUUUUAAUAAAGCAGACUGGAAACCUCAAGUACCAAAAGAAGUAACUCCAAAGGUCGAGAAAUCUCCUCCUCAAGCUAAAGUCAAGAAAUCCAAUCUAAAACCAAAGCCACAGAAGAAGGAACAAAAACCUUCAAGCACUGAAAAUACAGUUAUGCCUGAGGAAAUUCCUCCUCCUCCGUCCUUGCCGCCUCCGAUUGACAUUCCUGCUGAUGAUGAUGACGACAACUUUUGGGACUUUUAUGAUAAACCUUUUAACAAACCAGCAUGAAAUAAUCAUAGCAAUUUACUGCUUAUUAGCUUAUUCAAGGAAAAAACUAUUGAUUGGCAGAAUUUAUUGUUUAGUUUCCUGAAAAUCAGUUCUAAGAGCAUCAUACAGAGAGACUGCCAAAGAGAUCAGAAGUGUACGGCCAUACCACAGGAUUGUGUCCAUAGUUUGAUUCAAUAGCAGUGCUUUUUCAGAAAGUCUAGUCAAUCUUAAUAGUCUGCAUGGCAGGAGCAUGAAGGGAAGGGAAGGGGAGAGGAAAACUGCAUGCCUGCCUCAUCUUCUUCUUCUGACACCUGCCACUCUGUAGACACUGUACUCACUGUGAGGUGGCCAUGAUAGUAUUACACCACCAAUUCAUCUGGACUGAAAAGACAGAGAUUAUUGAGAUUUUCCUUUUUUAAUACAGUGAUAUUUUAUGAGUUUAAGUUGUACAAUAUUAUAACAAAAUAUUAAUGCAAUUUUAUUUUAAUCAAAGUUCAACAAUAUUAUUAAAAGAGGUAAUGUGAAAAAUGAAAUACAUGUACUCGUGGC
This is a messenger RNA of Porites lobata, 2594 nucleotides long. The record is from the annotation of a GenBank genome assembly. Lineage: Eukaryota; Metazoa; Cnidaria; Anthozoa; Scleractinia; Poritidae.